Molecule: messenger RNA, 2003 nt
Organism: Polistes dominula (European paper wasp)
Lineage: Eukaryota; Metazoa; Arthropoda; Insecta; Hymenoptera; Vespidae
Source: RefSeq, a predicted model, not a curated record
AUAAAUAAUAGAUUAAAAAAUAUUUAUAGUAAAUUUCUUCAAAUUUAGUUAUAUUUGCUAUAUCAAACUUUACUUUUCAAUCAAAAUCAAAUUCAGGGAAUAUUACAGAUUUGUAAAUAGAAACAAAAAUAGAAAGCUGAAGCAAAUAAAAAAUCAUUUUCUGCAGUGUUGUUUGGACUUAACCUCUAAUUGCUAUAAGAGACAAUGUCCGCAAGUAAAUAUAACCUCGCAACAACAAAAAUCGAGUAUAAAUAAUUAAUUUUGGGACUAAUUGUAAUUAAAAAAGGAUCAUUAAUUAUAAACAAGAUAGUAAAAUGAAAAAAUAUUAUCAAGCUACGUUAGUUGUAGUGGCCGUUGUAAGUUUAGUAUCACUAUUGUUCUAUAGACACGAAUAUAAUAGAUUAAGAUACGUUUUAGAAGUUUUUAAUUAUUUUGGUAAACCAAGUCAAAAAGCUAUUAGCACAAAUUGCAUAAACAAUAAUGCAUCGUUUGUAGAACAUAAUAUAAAAUUAGAUGAACCUUCUUCAUCUUGGCAAAGGUUGAACGAUGAUUUAUACGUGUAUUCUGCAUACAAUUUAGGAAAUAACAAAGUUCAUGCAAUAAGUUUUAGUAAAAGAAGUGCUGUAUCUAAUUUACAAUGUAAUAUAUAUUUUGAACACGAAACAAAACCAUCCGUAGGUAUUUAUAAAUACAUUGUAAUCAAUAGCACUCCGUAUUUUGAAAAUGGAGAAGAAAAAGCGGAAUAUAAUGGUUAUUAUUUAAUAUGUGCAUAUAAGGAAAACAAAUUACCCGUUGGAGUAUCGUUCUUAACAGAAUUUGAUAAAGAUAAUACCAAUGUUCCUAUCUUUUCCGUUGCGACGCAACCACAAUAUUUAAAUGACAAUAGUAUAGCAGUCUGCAUAAUACCACCAUUGUUAAAACCUAUGCAUGAAAUUGAUAUGAUCACUUUUAUAAGUUUUCACGAAUUAAUAGGCAUUAAUAAUUUCAUAGCGUACGAUUUUGGUAUUGUUAAUACGUUGAAUAAUCGUUUGAAGGAAUUAUCUACAAUAUAUGUUCCCCAUUUAAACUUUACAUAUACAACAGUACCAUGGAAUUUUCCUUUUAGUAGACUUGAUACUAAUAUUAUGAAAGAUAUUAUAGAAGCUGAUUGUUUGCAUCGUACGUAUAAUAAAAUGAUGUAUAUUUCUAUUUUAUCCUGGCAAGAAUAUAUAGCGUUAAGUUAUCAUCGUUCACUUGUAGAUUUAUUAGCUGAUUACAGUGCAUCCAAAUUGCUAGCAGAUCGUUACAAAUUAAAUAUUUUUACCCUUUGUACAAAAGAAUUAGAUAAUAAUCCAUCCGCAAACUUUACAUUAAUCAUGUAUAGAAAAGUACAAUUUGAUACAGAUGUUACAGAUCAUUAUCCUAUUUUCAUAUCAAAGCCGCGCGAGGUAUUAUCCAAAAAUAAUGUUUAUACACAAAAAAUGGCUAAAGACUUGAUUCUUGUACAUAAUUACAAAAUUUGUAGUAGCGACGAUAAAAAAAUUCAAGAAGACAUUUUUAAUACUUCCAUCCCAAAAUUUUCUAAGGAUAUAAGAAAUUCGCCAAUUUUUACAAGACUUAUUAGCCAUUAGAUGAAUAACUGAGUAAAACUUAAAUAAUGUUUUUUUAUUUGCAUAUGUUUUUGUUACUUUAUCAAUUUUAUUUUUAUUUUUUGUUUUUUUAUUAAACUCGUAUGAACUCUUUUGUCAAUAAAAAUGCACAUUUAAUUAUUAAAUAAUCUUUCUAGUUACAAAUGUUCUUAAUAGUAUUGUUAGGUACCUUGGCAUUGCUUGACGAAUUAUGAACAUUUGGUAUAAAAAGUAUGUAUUCAUUAAAACAAUUACAAUUUAUAAUCGAACAAAUAUUUUAUAACAUAAAUUUUUUUACGAGAUGUAGAUCCAAUCGAAGUGUAAAGCGUGGUAUAAAUAUGUACCAUAAUUGUAUAAAGUUUGACGUUUAUAAAUAUAUGUUUAUAAGAUGAUAAA